AUGGCCAGCGCCCCUGCCGACCAGGUCCCCUCUUUGGGGCAGGUCGCACACGACGCUGCCGGCGACGGCAAGCUGACCUUCGAGGAGGCGAGCUUGAUGGUCAGCGGGAGCAAGUUGGACUUUUACCCCUCGAAGUGCGUCAAGAAGGACAGGUUGUCUUUCGCUGGUGACCUUUCAAUGUUCGACCUCCCCCUGGUGCCGAUCGCAAAUUCGAGCACUACGAAAUUGGUAGCAGUCGCCGACGUCGCGUCCGACUACGCGGGCCCAAUUGACUUCAAAAAGGUCCACGAGCUGUGCUGCAAUGGCAAUUUCAAGGGCUUGCAGGACCCAUUGUCUCUCAAGAAGGAGCCUGCAAUUCCGCGCGCGAUGCAGCUGUUCAUCAUGCGCGAGAACCCCGCGGACCCCGAGCGCUCCACCUACCGCAUCCUCAAGAUUGUCAGCUUCGAGAAGAACAGAGUCGACGCUGCGACCAUCUUGAGCUGCGCCCGCAGGGAGUCCCACAAGAUCAACUACGGCAAAAACUUCAGGUACUACACGAUCAAGCCGCAGCACGAGCGGAAGCAGCCGCUAGAGCAAGAUGGGCGCGCGCAGGGGUACGCGUUCAUCCGUGAGCACGGCCCUCGCAGUAACAACAUGAACCAGUUCCUGGAGUGGGCCGACGCGGAGGUGAAUAGAGAGGGGUCGAACAUUUUCGGUUGGCCAGCCGCCAAGGCGGAGACCGCUUUGCGCAAUCAUCAGAAAGGGAGGACAAACGCCAAGCCGAUUGCGCGAUGGAGUUUGACGGUGAAGGAUUUCGCUGGCUGGUUCCUCAACGGCGUCCUCAAGUUCACGAUUGGCACCCUCCAUCUGCACGGGGCCUUGUGGAUCGGGAAGUCCAGGGUCGGCAAGAACAACGGCUCCAAGACUUUGGCCUGGGCGCACUCGGCGUGCAGCAUCCAGAUGAAGGGGUCCGCCGACGACAUCGCCUUCCUGACUGUCAAGCAUAUGGAUUUCUUCCAGGGAGAGCCGACGACGGACGUCCUUCCUGGGAUUUUCGACGACGGCCUCCUGCAGAAGGUAUCGGCUGACGUCCUCAAGGCUUUCCUCAACCCCAAAGAGGAGGACGCCCUGCUGUGGGCUCGGUGGGGCGGCUGCGGUUUCGAGCAAGGGUCGCGCAGGCAAGCCGUUGCUAACCCUUACGACCGCGACGCGGAGAUGGCGGCGCUGGAUGCCGCGACGCGCAAUAAGUACGACUUGGACCGCUUCAAGAAGAUCGUCGCCCCGUCACUCGAGGAGGUGAAGACCGAGGAGGACUUCAAUGCCAUCCUCGCCAGGUCGCACUUCGUCGUGGUCACGGACCUCGGCGUGCACUGGCGCGUGGCGUCCGCAGAUCUGGAGGACGGCGCCGAGUUCAUGCCGUGGCCCAACCCCAGAGCCCCCGACCUCUUCGCCAGCGAGGUGCGGGACGCGUCGUCGCCAGCUGUCCGCCCGCUCCCUUCAGACUAUGCCGACAAGAUGGAAUGGUAUAUCGGCUACAUGAGCAGUCUGGUGGAGGGCUGUGACGCGCCCACGGUUGCGACGGUCCGCAUUGCCCCGAUGUUUGGUGAUGGCCCUGGACGCACGGUUUCCGUUGUCGGCAGCAUUUCGGGGUUCGUCGAGCCAGGCGCGGCUGCAAGCGCAUCGUCCGCCCCCGCGGCCGCUUCGGCGUCUCGUUCCGAUGGCGCGGCAGACGCAGCAGCCGCGGCCGCUUCGGCGUCUCGCCCCGACGACGCGGCAGACGCACCAUAUGAGGACGACGUGUUCGGUCUCGGCGGCGGCAUGGAUGGGCCAGAGGAGAGCGCCCCCGCCGCAAGCGCCGCGCAGCCUGACAUCGUGGGACGUUGCGGGGAACUGACGAAGGAGGACCAGGACGAGCAGAUCGCCAUUUUCAAGAGCCUCGCCAGGGCGCACCACGGCGCCUUCGAGGACUUGUGCUCGCCUCCGCCAGUGAAGAGGGCGAAGGGGCUCAUGGUGGGAUGCGGAGGUCCGCUGUCGGGAGAGGACGCCGCGGAACAAGAGGCGAUAUUCGCCUCCAUCGUCGCCUCGGCCCACGGGGAGACGAUCGCCGUCGACGACGACGACGACAACGACGGCACCCUGGAGGCCGAGCUCGGGCGCCUGAUUGAACAGGGCGAUCAGGCUUCGGAGCCGGCGGCAGCGCCCCCCAGCGAUACCGAGUGA
Molecule: messenger RNA, 2199 nt
Organism: Prorocentrum cordatum
Lineage: Eukaryota; Dinophyceae; Prorocentrales; Prorocentraceae
Source: the annotation of a GenBank genome assembly